Messenger RNA from Neurospora tetraspora, 917 nucleotides. RefSeq lists its product as uncharacterized. NCBI's taxonomy places the organism in Eukaryota, Fungi, Ascomycota, Sordariomycetes, Sordariales, Sordariaceae. The record is from RefSeq and is a predicted model, not a curated record. The transcript is spliced from 2 exons. Bases 267 to 917 code for a protein of 216 amino acids.
CGAGGGUUCACAGUGCUCUGCCACACGUCUGCCCUCAAGAAUCAAGCGCCUCUUCCGGCACCGUCUUCGUUUUAGGAAUUCUUUGCAUCUCCGUUCUCAGGCAUGUUCCGAGAGAUCCACCUAUUGUUCUUCUGGAUCUGACUUUCUUGCAUAUUUUUCUGCCCUCCUUUCUGCCCUCCUUCGGGCCCCCUUAUACCUCCUUUCUCGGGAUUGGUUCGAUGUGAAUUAGAUAUGACCACCGUCGAGGUGACACGGAGAUCAUCAAAAUGCCACACAUUGAGAGUAGCGAGAACACUGCCGCCAGGCAUACACACGAGAAGGACUCCCUCCGCGCCCUCAGAGAACCCAAAGAGCGGGUAACCACUUACGUCCAAGACAACAUCAUCAUGCGCAUCUCUUCCAACUCCCACAACUCCCAAUCCUCCUCCUCCAACCCCUAUUUGGGCUCUGGCACCCACGCUCAUCACUCCAACCUCGACUUCGACCCCAACGGCGGCAUCGGUCACCUCUCCUCCAGCGCCAGCUCCUCCAACGAACAGAGGGGGGGCGCCGACCACAGAAGGAAGUGGUACCGCGAACGAAUGGCGCGGAUUAUUCAGGAUAUUGAGCCGGGACUUCCGCCUUCUGGUGGUCGUGGUCGUGGUCGUGGUUACAACUCUGGUGCUGGUUCUUCUGGCAGUGCUGGUGGUGCUGGAGGGGGGUACGUGUACUCGGGUAUGAUGGGUAUGGGAAGUGGCGGCGCGGGUGCUGGCGCUGGAGGAUAUGGCGGCACUGGUUCUGGUUCUGGUGGUUAUGCCGGUGCUGGUGCCGGUGCUGAUUAUGGUACCACCAAUGGUACCAACGGUACCAACGUUCGUGAUAGCGGCUAUGGGAGUUUCUCUGGAAGUGGAGGAGGUUCCUAUGGUCGUGGCCACUAG